AAACAGCUAAGCUGGGCACCGCUCGAGGUCUCGGCUGAUGUCGGCACGUCGGCACUCCUCCCUUCCCCGUCCUCCGGCCACUGCUGCACCAUCUCCAAAUCAACUGUUCGUUGCUAUCCUUAUCAGAUAUCUCUCCCGUAUAAUCUCGCCUAUUACUGGUUCUUAUCCAAGUGCUUCCCAAAUCGCACAACACUUUUCUUUACACCGACACAAAGCUUCUCCGAUUCCGUCGACCUCGACCGAAGCCCGAUCUGAACUCAGGCUCGGCGUACAGGUUUUUUUUUUGUGUGUGUUAAUUUUGUGGCUAAAUUAAAUUACUGUGUAUAAAGGGAUUCCGUCGGAGUAGAUGGACGUGGUAACCUUUGGUGCGGUAGUGGGCAUAGUCCUCCUGCUCUUCCUGCUCGUCCUCGCCAUCACAAUCGAGGGCACCUGCCGCAGCCGCAGCCGCUCCUCCUCCGCCGCCUAGUCUACACCGCCGCCUCCGUGUGGCGCCAAUGCCCCGCCGCCUCCUCGCCCUGCUGCUCCUGGCCGCCGCCGUCGCCGCCGCGGCUGGAGACGGGCCCUCCUCGGCCUUCUGCCCCUUCCACGUCGAGGAGCCCCACGAUCACCAUGACCACGGCCACAGCUGCGGGGGCGCCGGCGCGGGUGAUCCCCAUCACGAGCACCACCACCACCACCACGAUCACCACCACCAUCAGCCAGACGAGAUCCGGCGGCUCCUCCCGGAGGAGCUGGCCGAGGAGGCGGAUCUCGAGCUCGAAGGCUUCGGCCACCACCACCACCACCACCACCACCACCACCACCACGACCACAGCCACAGCGACGUCUUCCAGCCCGAGACAUCGCCCAUGGGUCUCUGGCUAAAAGCGAUGGGGUGCUCGCUGCUGGUCAGCCUCGCGUCGCUCGUCUGCCUCGUCCUCCUCCCAGUCAUCUUCUUUCAGGGGAAACCCUCCAAGGCCAUGGUGGACGCGCUUGCGAUAUUCGGGGCAGGAGCAAUGCUUGGAGAUUCAUUUUUUCAUCAACUGCCUCAUGCUUUUGGUGGAGGGCAUUCUCAUUCACAUGACCACGAGGAUCACGCUCAUGCUCAUGAUGAGUCACAUGCACACUCUCUGGAAGACCUUUCUGUCGGCAUGUCUAUUUUAUUUGGUAUUGUAUUGUUCUUUAUUGUCGAGAAGAUUGUGAGGUAUGUUGAAGACAAUGCUCAAAAUGGGGUUCAUAGCUUGGGCCAUGGGCAUCAUCAUCACCAUCAUAAACGAGAAGACACCAGUGAUAAGGCGAAGUUGGAUCACAAGAAAAGCGAUGAUGAGGUUAAAGAUACAGAUCAAGCAGACAAACAAACUUUGCAUGAUGGUGCAAUUGACAAAAUAGAUGAUGCAGAUCAUAAAGAGUCAAAUGCUACGAUACGUAAGAGGAUCUCUUCUAGUUCCAGUGCUGCUAACAAAGAGCCUGUCAGUUCUGGAACUGAUUCUGCCCCCAGCAAACCAUUACCAAGUGAGGAUUCCACUGUUUCCAACUCAAAUCUGGUGUUUGGCUACCUUAAUCUUUUCUCAGAUGGUGUUCAUAACUUCACUGAUGGGAUGGCUCUUGGAAGUGCUUUUCUGCUACAUGGUUCUGUUGGAGGGUGGUCUAGAACUUUAUUUCUUCUUGCUCAUGAACUUCCUCAAGAGGUUGGGGAUUUUGGAAUCUUGGUUCGCUCGGGAUUCACUGUAUCUAAAGCCCUAUUUUUCAAUUUUCUCUCUGCGUUGGCUGCUCUUGCUGGAACAGCACUAGCACUGUCUUUGGGAAAGGAUCCGGGACAUUCUUCUUUGAUUGAGGGUUUUACUGCUGGAGGUUUUAUUUACAUUGCUGUUGCCGGAGUCCUACCACAGAUGCAUGACCAGAAAACUACACUGAGCAACUCAAUGACUCAGUUGGUUUUCCUGACAAUGGGAAUGCUGGUUGCUCUGGGGAUAUCUCUAGUAGAAUGACCUGGAUCUCCAUUUCUUUGUAGCUUUAGCGUUGAGCUGCCCUUAUACCAGUCUGGUCACUGCAUCACUAGAAGAUGCAGCCUGAAAGAGCGACUCCCCUGAUAUUUUGGUGCAAACAUAGCAGAAUAUUUUGUCAACUAAUUUAGUUUCGCUUGCAUCAUUAGCGUCAUUAAUAUAGGUCUUGGCAAAGACUUCACUGGACCUUUAAUCUUGUGAUCAUGAUUAUAUGAAGGUAUACAUCAGUGCAUCA
Lolium perenne is the source of this 2217-nucleotide messenger RNA. RefSeq names its product IAA-alanine resistance protein 1. NCBI's taxonomy places the organism in Eukaryota, Viridiplantae, Streptophyta, Magnoliopsida, Poales, Poaceae. The record is from RefSeq and is a predicted model, not a curated record. Gene Ontology annotation, molecular function: zinc ion transmembrane transporter activity. Gene Ontology annotation, biological process: intracellular zinc ion homeostasis; zinc ion transmembrane transport. Gene Ontology annotation, cellular component: membrane.